Molecule: messenger RNA, 6546 nt
Organism: Pygocentrus nattereri (red-bellied piranha)
Lineage: Eukaryota; Metazoa; Chordata; Actinopteri; Characiformes; Serrasalmidae
Gene: pcdh1b
Product: protocadherin 1b
Exons: 5
Coding region: 346-3963 (1205 amino acids)
Biological process (GO): homophilic cell-cell adhesion
Cellular component (GO): plasma membrane
Molecular function (GO): calcium ion binding
Source: RefSeq, a predicted model, not a curated record
CUCUGGCUCAGUCUCUCCACGGUGCGGACGCACGAAGCGGAGCUGCGCGCAACCAGAGCAAAGCGGGAGAACCGGAGUGCGUUCAGAGUGCGCCGGAGUGCAUGAGUGAGAGAGAGAGAGACAGAGAGAGAAAGAGAGAGGAUGCGCGGCGUGUGAGGCGCUCUCGCGGGGAGAAAGAAGCGCUCGAGCGGCUCCAACCGGAGGACCAGCAGGUGGAAGGAGAUACGCAUACGCACGCGCUUUCACGCGCACGGACAUAGGUACGGACGGACGGACGCACGCGCGCGCGCGGGGAUAGAGGGGAAGACGAGAGGCUCGGACUCAGCUUGGAGAAGCAGCCUAAGAAUGUGCCGGGGUGUGGAUGCGAUGGGGUCAGUGGUUUUGGGGUGGAUUGCACUCCUCUGCUUUUGUGGCGUCUCCUUCACUUCCAUCACCUACCAUCUACGCGAGGAGCAACCGCCCAACACUUUGGUUGGAAGUCUUGCCUCUGAUCAGGGCUUGCCUGACACUGGCCACCUUUACAAGCUCGAGGUGGGCGCCCCAUACUUGCGGGUGGAUGGCAAGACGGGGGACAUAUACACCACAGAAGUUCCAAUAGACAGAGAGACGCUGAAGGAUUGCCGGAACUUGUUUGAGGGGGAUCCCUGUUACCUCGAGUUCGAAGUAUCCAUCACGGAUCUGAUGAAAGGCUCUGGUCCGCGGCUUAUCGAAGGCCGCAUUGAAAUCCAAGACGAGAAUGAUAACACACCACAGUUCCCUUCACCCAUCCUCGAACUGGCCAUUCCAGAGAAUACCUAUGUCGGGGCCCACUACUCCAUUCCUGUGGCCACGGACAAAGAUGCAGGAAGCAACGGGAUUGCGGAUUACAAGCUGAGCGCAGGCUCAGAUGCGGCAAACCUGUUCAGCCUGCAGGUGGCGGAUAAUUCGGACGAAAAGGUGCCACAGCUGAUCGUGUUGGGAAACCUGGACCGUGAACAGCGGGACACCUAUGACCUCAGCAUCAAGGUGAUAGAUGGCGGAACACCGCCGCGCUAUAGCAGCGCCCUCCUCAGGAUCACCAUCACUGACACCAAUGACAACGUGCCCAAAUUCGAACGCUCACACUACGAGGGAGAACUGGCUGAGAACACGCCUGUGGGUCAGUCUGUUCUGCAGGUAAAGGCCAAUGAUGAUGACCUGGGAGCUAAUGGACAAGUGACCUACAGCUUGCACCAGCCACCACCCAUUGUGCAACGUCUCCUUCACAUCGACCACAAUACAGGUAUCAUUCAAGUGAAAGGUGCAGUGGACCGCGAGGAGGUUUCUCUCCUCAAGUUCUCCGUCCAGGCCAGAGACAAUGGCCCACAGGCCAAGAGCUCCAAAGCCACAGUGACAAUUACUGUGAAGGACAAGAAUGACAAUGCACCUUCUAUCAGGAUCCGCGGCUUUGGCCUGGUGGCUCAUGAGGAUGGGAUUGCCAAUGUUUCUGAGGACAUGCCUGUGGGUACCCCUGUGGCUCUGGUGGAGGUUUCAGACCGAGAUGAAGGUGAGAAUGCUGUGGUAACUUGUGUGGUGGCAGGAGAUGUGCCCUUCCAGCUACGUUCAGCUUCAGACACUAGCAGCAAGAGAAAGUACUUCCUCCAGACCACUACACCUCUGGACUAUGAGCGGAUCAAGGAAUAUAGGAUUGAAAUUGUGGCUGUGGAUUCUGGCAACCCUGCUCUCUCCAGCACAAACUCACUGAAGGUGCAGGUGACAGAUAUGAAUGACAAUGCUCCAGUCUUCUCUCCUUCUCUGUAUGAAGUAGAUUUUGCAGAGGAAAACCAGCCAGGUGAUAAAGUUCUGGACGUAGUGGCUACAGAUGCUGAUAGUGGCACCAAUGCAGAGCUGAUAUACAGUAUCAUCACAGACUCCGCCACUAAGGGGCUCUUCGAGAUUAACCAGAACACUGGAGAGAUCAGAGUGAUGAAUCAGCUGGACCGUGAGUACAAGGAGCGCUAUGAGUUUCACGUAGAAGCGGCAGACAAAGGGGUACCCAGUUUGAGGGGCACGGCCACAGUGGUGGUCAGGGUUCUUGAUCGCAAUGACAAUGAUCCCAAGUUUAUGUUGGGUGGCUACAGCUUCUCAGUUCUGGAAAAUAUGCCUCCUCUUAGUGCUGUUGGAAUGGUCACAGUCUUAGAUGCAGACAAGGGUGAGAAUGCUCGUGUUCAUCUGUCUGUGGAACCAGACAAUGGCAAGUUUGUGAUUCAAAAUGGUACAGGAACCAUCCUCUCUAGCAUCUCCUUCGACAGGGAAAAGGAAAGCACCUACACUUUCCGCUUGAAGGCUGUGGAUGGAGGUGAACCUCCUCGUUCCUCUUACGUGGGCAUCACCAUCAAUGUCCUGGAUGAGAAUGACAAUGCUCCAUAUGUUACCAAGCCUUCCAAUUCAUCAUACAAGUUCCUGCAGCCCCUAACAAGCCCUGAUACUAGAGUGGAAAAGGUGGAAGCAGAGGAUAUUGAUACUGGGAUGAACGCUGAACUUGUCUUUAGCAUCACAGGGGGAAAUCCUCAUGGCCUGUUCCGCAUUUCUCCCACGGAUGGUGAGAUCACUCUGGCCAAAGAAUUCACCCGGAAGCAUAAUGGCCUUCACCGCCUGGUUGUAAAAGUCAGCGAUAAGGGCAAACCUGCCAGGCACACAACCGCACUGGUCCACAUCUUCGUCAAUGACACCAUCAGCAAUGUUACAUUGGUGGAAUCUCUGGUUGGCCACAGCCUCUAUACUCCACUGGACAUGGACAUUGCUGGGGAUCCAUCUUACGAGCGUGUCCAGCGCAGCAACAUCCUGUAUGGAAGCCUUGCAGGAAUUGCUGGGGUUAUCCUAGUCAUUGUAGUUGUGGUGGUCAUCAGGCACCGUCUGCAGAAGGAGACCAAGAGUGGGUAUCAGGCUGGCAAGAAGGAGACAAAAGAUCUUUAUGCUCCCAAGGCGGGUCCCAAGAGCAGCAAAGGCAAGAAGGGUAAGAAGGGCAAGGCGCCAAAGCCAGCCAAACCUUUAGAGGAGGAUGAGGAGGCUAGCCUUCAGAAAGGCUUGAAGUUUAAUCUUAUAAAUGAUAGUGUUACUGACAGUCCCAGGAUUCACCUGCCCUUGAAUUAUCCUCCAGGAAGCCCUGAUUUGGGUCGCCACUACCGCUCAAACUCCCCGUUGCCCUCCAUUCAGCUGCAGCCCCAGUCCCCCUCUGCCUCCAAGAAGCACCAAGCAGUGCAAGACCUGCCAGCCACCAACACCUUUGUAGGAACUGGGGACAACAACUCAACCGGUUCGGACCAGUAUUCGGAUUACAGCUACAAGACCAACCCUCCGAAAUAUAGCACCAAACAGCUCCCGCACCGCCGAGUGACCUUCUCCACAGCCAAUCAGGCACAGGACCUGCAGGACCCCUCCCAGCACAGUUACUAUGACAGCGGUCUGGAGGAGUCGGAGACGCCAAGCAGUAAGAGCUCAUCUGGGCCCAGGAUCGGCCCCCUUGCCCUGCCUGAGGACCACUAUGAGCGGACCACGCCAGACGGCAGCAUCGGGGAGAUGGAGCACCCCGAGAACGAUUUAAGGUCUCUGCCAGACGUUGCUAUGACAGGAAAUUGUACGCGUGAGUGCACUGAGUUUGGCCACUCCGACUCCUGCUGGAUGCCCGGCCAGCCCUCGCCGAACCGCAACAAAACCACAACCAAGGGUGGCCCCAAAUUGUCCACAUUCGUGCCUUACCCGGAGAGGGAGUCGCAGGACCAGCUGAUGGCUAACGGCAGCCCCAAGCCCAUCGGGGAGGAGCACGGAGGGGGAAACAAGAUGGCCGCCAUCCGCUUCCUGCCACCGUACACCAGUGCCUACUCUGCGGGCGGUGAGGCGGGCAAAGACUGCCCCCUAGAGGAGAUCCCGCUGAGCCAGACGGCAGAUUAUGCGUCGGCCACCACUCCAUCCAGCCAGGGCUCCAAGAGAGAGAUCUACCUGUGAAGCUCCCACUUAGCGUGGGUCGUCCUCACCUGAGAUAACCUAACGCUACAGGUGUGCUCGUCACCCACAAUCCACUCUGCCUAUAGGAGGAAGAUUCUGAAUCACCUCCAAAAUCACCUCCACCACCCGACCCCUUGUAAUCGGCCUCCUCCUUCAUGUCUGUGGAUGAAGAAUCGGAAUCCUGCUUCCGUGUUUUGUACGUAGAAAGCCUGACCAAUCACGCGAGUGCGAGUUUGUGUUUGUGAAUACUGAAUGAAGGAUACUCACUUUUCAAUCAAACUUCUGCUGAAAGAAUGUAAUUACAGUUUUUAAAUCCGACUUUGUGAUAAUUUAACGUAAGCUGUAUAGGUAAAGGUUCCUACUUGAGUUGUUUUUGUUUGUUUUUUUUUCCUUCAUUACUUUUUUAGACUAUUUCGGUUGAACUGAGGACAAGCUUAGUUUAAAACAUGUACACUGACUUGUAUGUAUACACACAUACACAUCCUGUAAUGGACUGUUCUGUAGGCGGCGCUGUGCUUUAUAUUUUGUGUAGCUGCUGGAUCAAUGUCAAAAAACAAACCGUAUGGCAAUUGCGUAAGCACUGAAAGUGUUUCCAGCAGCAGACAUUUCACUUGGGGAAGUUUUCCCUUCAAUGUACAAUGAUGUAAAUAUGAUGAGCGGCCAGCCUGGAAGACAUUAGCAUUAGCGCAGGCUUGACUAAUCACAGUAGAAAAGAAGAAGAAGAAGAAGACGACCACCACCAUAACCCUCAAGCAUCACCCAAACACUCGGGAUUUGGAUUAAAACCAAAACACUGGGGGAAAACAAAUGGAAAACAGCAGGUCAGUCUAAUGCGAUUUGUCAGAUUUGAAAAGUUGCCACAGCUCCCAUGCGUGGAUUUCAGCAGGACCUCCAUGGAGAGCAGGUGGCUCCAUCAGACACUUUUCCACCGUCUCUCACGUGUCAUUGCUGUGAUCUUUAGAGGGGGGCCACGGAUCUAAACAUGCGUUUUCACCAGUACCUUCACAUACGAGGCAUUUCAAAUCCUGACUUUAAGAACACUUUGAUGGACCUCUCUGUCCACGUCGCACUACCUGUUCCUCAGUCGCUUUUGUGUGUGGAUGGAUGCUUCAGAGACUUCUUGUACAUGAAUGGAUGGAUGGAUGGAUGGUGGGUCAAACCCAGUCAGAUACACAAAGCAACAGCAGUGAUGAACUGUGUUCAUUCCAUUAAAUUAAUCAAACUAGUCAGAUGGUCUGUACAGUUUAGAACAUUAAGUCUGGAAAAGUAAGAGCUAGCUUUGAGGCUAAUGUUGUAGGAUUAGCAUUCUUGGGUCUAAAAUAUUAGCUGCUUCAUUAUUGACCAUAUCUUUUUCAUUUUCAAGAGAAGGUUCUUCAAUAAUUUCUUUAAUAACCCCCCUAAACUUAUUGGUAAUCCUCAUCCUAAGGCUUAUUAUUCAUGAGAAAUGAUGCUAAAGUAUUAGUUAUUAUGAAAUUAUAUAAAUGUGGAAUGGAGGGUUGGUCCUGCUGGUAGAACUGGGAAUAUUAAAGGGUUAAAAGUUGUUAUUAAUAAUGUGUGACAGUAAUGGAAAUAGCACCUGUGGUAACGCUGGUGAACAGAAGUUGUAAUCAGUGGGAAAACAGAGGAAUAUGCCACACACAGUCUGCCAUAAGUGACCUCAGCAUGCACACUGUUCUUCUCCAACGUCCACCACAGGGACAGACCGACUGGUGUCCUUUGGAUGGUGGAAGAAAGUGCAAAACAAACUGUCUGGCUUUAUGUGCUAAAACUUUCAUGCAGUCACUUGAAAGUAAACUGUAACCGUCUUAACCUGUUAAACUUCAAGGCUUACUGAUGGACAACAAUAUUGAUGGACUAGUUACUAUUCAGUUAGACCACUGAGGAAUGGAAAGCUGGAUUUGCUAGCACAUUUUGUGAAACAACCAAUCAAAAUGCUGAAAAAGUACCAUACGAUGACUUCAAACAAUGUUACUCUGAGCUAAAUAUAUGCUGGAAGACUGUUAGCUUAGAUAGCUCACUGGUCACCAGCAAAUAAUCAAUAUCAUUAACUAGCCAACAUGCAUUCAUCAGCACAUGCCAGUCUGCUGCUUUAAUUUCCUACUACCUUUGUGAUCUACGUAGCUACGUUAUUAAUUUCUCUUAACCCCCACUUACAUCAUACAACUACGUCAGCUGUUUCUGCCAUUUCAGAUGUUUCAGCUUGUAACCCUGUGUGAAAGUUUCUCUGUGUAAAGAUGGGCUGAGUGAAGCUUAUGCCUUUCUUCUUUCUCUGCUCCUCCAGCUGAAAGGGAAUAAACGCCAGAGCCCCUUGUGUCCCUGCCGUCACGACGCACGUACAAGUUCAUUUAGUUCAUGUCAAAAUCCCUGUUUGAUCAUUUAAAGAUCAAACACUAGACUGUCUAAUGCAGUCGGUCGGAUCACGCUGAGGUCCAGCUAGAGCAAACAAACCAUUUCUCACAGUGACAGAACCAGCAGUCAGAUAGUAGCCUCUCAACCUCUGGACGGGCACUGCUGGGGUUUAGCAUGACCUGGGGCAGAAAGAGAGAGAGAGAGAGAGAGAGAGAGAGAGAGAGAGAGACAGAG